CCUUAAUCAAUCAAACCCCAUGGCCACAUUUCAGCUUCUCCGAUCACUCCCGCCGCUCCUCCUCCUCAUCCUCCUCGCCGCCGCAGCCACGGCGGCUCCGGUGGACGACAUUUGCCGGGAAACCAAAAACGCCGCGCUCUGCCUGUCGGUUUUAAAUUCCGAUGCCCGGAGCAAGACGGCGAAUCUUCCGACGCUGGCGCAGAUCGCCGUUGACGCGGCGGAGUUCGACGCCGGCCAGUCGAAGCAGAAUAUCGAUCGAGCUCUGGUGGCGGAGAAGGACCCGAAAAGGAGAGCUAAUCUUUUGCAGACGAAGAAUCUAUGGAUGGAUGCGCUGGACGCUGUUUUAGCCGCCGGGAGAGAUUUGCCGGCGCGGCGGUACGCCGCCGUGAAGGCCAGCGGGAAGAAGAUCAGCGAUUCGGUUGCGGCGGCGGCGGCGAAGUGGAACGCCGGCGUGUUUCCGUACCUGAAGGAGGAAAGGAAGAUUGAGAUCGCCGGUGAGGCUAUUGCUGUGAUCGCCGGGAAACUGUGA
Andrographis paniculata is the source of this 529-nucleotide messenger RNA. RefSeq lists its product as uncharacterized. Lineage: Eukaryota; Viridiplantae; Streptophyta; Magnoliopsida; Lamiales; Acanthaceae. Gene Ontology annotation, molecular function: enzyme inhibitor activity. The record is from RefSeq and is a predicted model, not a curated record. The coding region runs from base 20 to 529 and encodes 169 amino acids. The transcript has a single exon.